Schistocerca gregaria is the source of this 14745-nucleotide messenger RNA. Its product is annotated as fibroin heavy chain-like. The coding region runs from base 1 to 14745 and encodes 4914 amino acids. The record is from RefSeq and is a predicted model, not a curated record. NCBI's taxonomy places the organism in Eukaryota, Metazoa, Arthropoda, Insecta, Orthoptera, Acrididae. The transcript is spliced from 3 exons.
AUGACGCCUGCUGAUAUUCAGCAUAUUUCACCACCUGAAGGAGAUGUUGAACACUUGAGUAAUCUUCCUUCAGGGUGCUGUGAGGGCGUCGUAGUUCCGCCGCUGGCGGGCGGCGUUGGCUGCGUGCACUGCCCGCCGUGCGCCGUGGCGCAGGAUCAAUACAGGCAGGCGAGAGGGCAGGCGGGUGGCAGCGGCGGAGGCGGCGAGAGGGCAGGCGGGCGGCAGUGGCGGAGGCGGCGAGAGGACAGGCGGGCGGCAGCGGCAGAGGCGGCGAGAGGGCAGGCGGGCGGCAGCGGCGGAGGCGGCGAGAGGGCAGGCGGGCGGCAGUGGCGGAGGCGGCGAGAGGGCAGGCGUGUGGCAGCGGCGAGAGGGCAGGCGUGUGGCAGCGGCGGAGGCGGCGAGAGGACAGGCGGGCGGCAGCGGCAGAGGCGGCGAGAGGGCAGGCGGGCGGCAGUGGCGGAGGCGGCGAGAGGACAGGCGGGCGGCAGCGGCAGAGGCGGCGAGAGGGCAGGCGGGCGGCAGCGGCGGAGGCGGCGAGAGGGCAGGCGGGCGGCAGUGGCGGAGGCGGCGAGAGGGCAGGCGUGUGGCAGCGGCGAGAGGGCAGGCGUGUGGCAGCGGCGGAGGCGGCGAGAGGGCAGGCGGGCGGCAGCGGCGGAGGCGGCGAGAGGGCAGGCGGGCGGCAGCGGCAGAGGCGGCGAGAGGGCAGCGGGCGGCAGCGGCAGAGGCGGCGAGAGGGCAGGCGGGCGGCAGCGGCAGAGGCGGCGAGAGGGCAGGCGGGCGGCAGCGGCGGAGGCGGCGAGAGGGCAGGCGGGCGGCAGCGGCAGAGGCGGCGAGAGGGCAGCGGGCGGCAGCGGCAGAGGCGGCGAGAGGGCAGCGGGCGGCAGCGGCAGAGGCGGCGAGAGGGCAGGCGGGCGGCAGCGGCAGAGGCGGCGAGAGGGCAGCGGGCGGCAGCGGCAGAGGCGGCGAGAGGGCAGGCGGGCGUCAGCGGCAGAGGCGGCGAGAGGGCAGGCGGGCGGCAGCGGCGGAGGCGGCGAGAGGGCAGGCGGGCGGCAGCGGCAGAGGCGGCGAGAGGGCAGGCGGGCGGCAGCGGCGGAGGCGGCGAGAGGGCAGGCGGGCGGCAGCGGCAGAGGCGGCGAGAGGGCAGGCAGGCGGGCGGCAGCGGCGGAGGCGGCGAGAGGGCAGGCGGGCGGCAGCGGCAGAGGCGGCGAGAGGGCAGGCGGGCGGCAGCGGCGGAGGCGGCGAGAGGGCAGGCGGGCGGCAGCGGCAGAGGCGGCGAGAGGGCAGCGGGCGGCAGCGGCAGAGGCGGCGAGAGGGCAGCGGGCGGCAGCGGCAGAGGCGGCGAGAGGGCAGGCGGGCGGCAGCGGCAGAGGCGGCGAGAGGGCAGCGGGCGGCAGCGGCAGAGGCGGCGAGAGGGCAGGCGGGCGUCAGCGGCAGAGGCGGCGAGAGGGCAGGCGGGCGGCAGCGGCGGAGGCGGCGAGAGGGCAGGCGGGCGGCAGUGGCAGAGGCGGCGAGAUGGCAGGCGGGCGGCAGCGGCGGAGGCGGCGAGAGGGCAGGCGGGCGGCAGCGGCAGAGGCGGCGAGAGGGCAGGCAGGCGGGCGGCAGCGGCGGAGGCGGCGAGAGGGCAGGCGGGCGGCAGCGGCAGAGGCGGCAAGAGGGCAGGCGGGCGGCAGUGGCGGAGGCGGCGAGAGGGCAGCGGGCGGCAGCGGCAGAGGCGGCGAGAGGGCAGGCGGGCGUCAGCGGCAGAGGCGGCGAGAGGGCAGGCGGGCGGCAGCGGCAGAGGCGGCGAGAGGGCAGGCGGGCGGCAGCGGCAGAGGCGGCGAGAGGGCAGGCGGGCGGCAGCGGCGGAGGCGGCGAGAGGGCAGGCGGGCGGCAGCGGCAGAGGCGGCGAGAGGGCAGGCAGGCGGGCGGCAGCGGCGGAGGCGGCGAGAGGGCAGGCGGGCGGCAGCGGCAGAGGCGGCGAGAGGGCAGGCGGGCGGCAGUGGCGGAGGCGGCGAGAGGGCAGCGGGCGGCAGCGGCAGAGGCGGCGAGAGGGCAGGCGGGCGUCAGCGGCAGAGGCGGCGAGAGGGCAGGCGGGCGGCAGCGGCGGAGGCGGCGAGAGGGCAGGCGGGCGGCAGCGGCAGAGGCGGCGAGAGGGCAGGCGGGCGGCAGCGGCGGAGGCGGCGAGAGGGCAGGCGGGCGGCAGCGGCAGAGGCGGCGAGAGGGCAGGCAGGCGGGCGGCAGCGGCGGAGGCGGCGAGAGGGCAGGCGGGCGGCAGCGGCAGAGGCGGCGAGAGGGCAGGCGGGCGGCAGCGGCAGAGGCGGCGAGAGGGCAGGCGGGCGGCAGCGGCGGAGGCGGCGAGAGGGCAGGCGGGCGGCAGCGGCAGAGGCGGCGAGAGGGCAGGCGGGCGGCAGCGGCGGAGGCGGCGAGAGGGCAGGCGGGCGGCAGCGGCAGAGGCGGCGAGAGGGCAGGCGGGCGGCAGCGGCGGAGGCGGCGAGAGGGCAGGCGGGCGGCAGCGGCAGAGGCGGCGAGAGGGCAGGCGGGCGGCAGCGGCAGAGGCGGCGAGAGGGCAGGCGGGCGGCAGCGGCGGAGGCGGCGAGAGGGCAGGCGGGCGGCAGCGGCAGAGGCGGCGAGAGGGCAGGCGGGCGGCAGCGGCGGAGGCGGCGAGAGGGCAGGCGGGCGGCAGCGGCAGAGGCGGCGAGAGGGCAGGCGGGCGGCAGCGGCGGAGGCGGCGAGAGGGCAGGCGGGCGGCAGCGGCAGAGGCGGCGAGAGGGCAGGCAGGCGGGCGGCAGCGGCGGAGGCGGCGAGAGGGCAGGCGGGCGGCAGUGGCGGAGGCGGCGAGAGGGCAGGCGGGCGGCAGCGGCAGAGGCGGCGAGAGGGCAGGCGGGCGGCAGCGGCAGAGGCGGCGAGAGGGCAGCGGGCGGCAGCGGCAGAGGCGGCGAGAGGGCAGGCAGGCGGGCGGCAGCGGCGGAGGCGGCGAGAGGGCAGGCGGGCGGCAGCGGCAGAGGCGGCGAGAGGGCAGGCGGGCGGGCGGCAGCGGCGGAGGCGGCGAGAGGGCAGGCGGGCGGCAGCGGCGGAGGCGGCGAGAGGGCAGGCGGGCGGCAGCGGCGGAGGCGGCGAGAGGGCAGGCGGGCGGCAGCGGCAGAGGCGGCGAGAGGGCAGCGGGCGGCAGCGGCAGAGGCGGCGAGAGGGCAGGCAGGCGGGCGGCAGCGGCGGAGGCGGCGAGAGGGCAGGCGGGCGGCAGCGGCAGAGGCGGCGAGAGGGCAGGCGGGCGGGCGGCAGCGGCGGAGGCGGCGAGAGGGCAGGCGGGCGGCAGCGGCGGAGGCGGCGAGAGGGCAGGCGGGCGGCAGCGGCGGAGGCGGCGAGAGGGCAGGCGGGCGGCAGCGGCAGAGGCGGCGAGAGGGCAGGCAGGCGGGCGGCAGCGGCGGAGGCGGCGAGAGGGCAGGCGGGCGGCAGCGGCAGAGGCGGCGAGAGGGCAGGCGGGCGGCAGCGGCAGAGGCGGCGAGAGGGCAGGCGGGCGGCAGCGGCGGAGGCGGCGAGAGGGCAGGCGGGCGGCAGCGGCAGAGGCGGCGAGAGGGCAGGCGGGCGGCAGCGGCGGAGGCGGCGAGAGGGCAGGCGGGCGGCAGCGGCAGAGGCGGCGAGAGGGCAGGCGGGCGGCAGCGGCGGAGGCGGCGAGAGGGCAGGCGGGCGGCAGCGGCAGAGGCGGCGAGAGGGCAGGCAGGCGGGCGGCAGCGGCGGAGGCGGCGAGAGGGCAGGCGGGCGGCAGCGGCAGAGGCGGCGAGAGGGCAGGCGGGCGGCAGCGGCGGAGGCGGCGAGAGGGCAGGCGGGCGGCAGCGGCAGAGGCGGCGAGAGGGCAGCGGGCGGCAGCGGCAGAGGCGGCGAGAGGGCAGCGGGCGGCAGCGGCAGAGGCGGCGAGAGGGCAGGCGGGCGGCAGCGGCAGAGGCGGCGAGAGGGCAGCGGGCGGCAGCGGCAGAGGCGGCGAGAGGGCAGGCGGGCGUCAGCGGCAGAGGCGGCGAGAGGGCAGGCGGGCGGCAGCGGCGGAGGCGGCGAGAGGGCAGGCGGGCGGCAGCGGCAGAGGCGGCGAGAGGGCAGGCGGGCGGCAGCGGCGGAGGCGGCGAGAGGGCAGGCGGGCGGCAGCGGCAGAGGCGGCGAGAGGGCAGGCAGGCGGGCGGCAGCGGCGGAGGCGGCGAGAGGGCAGGCGGGCGGCAGCGGCAGAGGCGGCGAGAGGGCAGGCGGGCGGCAGCGGCAGAGGCGGCGAGAGGGCAGGCGGGCGGCAGCGGCGGAGGCGGCGAGAGGGCAGGCGGGCGGCAGCGGCAGAGGCGGCGAGAGGGCAGGCGGGCGGCAGCGGCGGAGGCGGCGAGAGGGCAGGCGGGCGGCAGCGGCAGAGGCGGCGAGAGGGCAGGCGGGCGGCAGCGGCGGAGGCGGCGAGAGGGCAGGCGGGCGGCAGCGGCAGAGGCGGCGAGAGGGCAGGCGGGCGGCAGCGGCAGAGGCGGCGAGAGGGCAGGCGGGCGGCAGCGGCGGAGGCGGCGAGAGGGCAGGCGGGCGGCAGCGGCAGAGGCGGCGAGAGGGCAGGCGGGCGGCAGCGGCGGAGGCGGCGAGAGGGCAGGCGGGCGGCAGCGGCAGAGGCGGCGAGAGGGCAGGCGGGCGGCAGCGGCGGAGGCGGCGAGAGGGCAGGCGGGCGGCAGCGGCAGAGGCGGCGAGAGGGCAGGCAGGCGGGCGGCAGCGGCGGAGGCGGCGAGAGGGCAGGCGGGCGGCAGUGGCGGAGGCGGCGAGAGGGCAGGCGGGCGGCAGCGGCAGAGGCGGCGAGAGGGCAGGCGGGCGGCAGCGGCAGAGGCGGCGAGAGGGCAGCGGGCGGCAGCGGCAGAGGCGGCGAGAGGGCAGGCAGGCGGGCGGCAGCGGCGGAGGCGGCGAGAGGGCAGGCGGGCGGCAGCGGCAGAGGCGGCGAGAGGGCAGGCGGGCGGGCGGCAGCGGCGGAGGCGGCGAGAGGGCAGGCGGGCGGCAGCGGCGGAGGCGGCGAGAGGGCAGGCGGGCGGCAGCGGCGGAGGCGGCGAGAGGGCAGGCGGGCGGCAGCGGCAGAGGCGGCGAGAGGGCAGCGGGCGGCAGCGGCAGAGGCGGCGAGAGGGCAGGCAGGCGGGCGGCAGCGGCGGAGGCGGCGAGAGGGCAGGCGGGCGGCAGCGGCAGAGGCGGCGAGAGGGCAGGCGGGCGGGCGGCAGCGGCGGAGGCGGCGAGAGGGCAGGCGGGCGGCAGCGGCGGAGGCGGCGAGAGGGCAGGCGGGCGGCAGCGGCGGAGGCGGCGAGAGGGCAGGCGGGCGGCAGCGGCAGAGGCGGCGAGAGGGCAGGCAGGCGGGCGGCAGCGGCGGAGGCGGCGAGAGGGCAGGCGGGCGGCAGCGGCAGAGGCGGCGAGAGGGCAGGCGGGCGGCAGCGGCAGAGGCGGCGAGAGGGCAGGCGGGCGGCAGCGGCGGAGGCGGCGAGAGGGCAGGCGGGCGGCAGCGGCAGAGGCGGCGAGAGGGCAGGCGGGCGGCAGCGGCGGAGGCGGCGAGAGGGCAGGCGGGCGGCAGCGGCAGAGGCGGCGAGAGGGCAGGCGGGCGGCAGCGGCGGAGGCGGCGAGAGGGCAGGCGGGCGGCAGCGGCAGAGGCGGCGAGAGGGCAGGCAGGCGGGCGGCAGCGGCGGAGGCGGCGAGAGGGCAGGCGGGCGGCAGCGGCAGAGGCGGCGAGAGGGCAGGCGGGCGGCAGCGGCGGAGGCGGCGAGAGGGCAGGCGGGCGGCAGCGGCAGAGGCGGCGAGAGGGCAGCGGGCGGCAGCGGCAGAGGCGGCGAGAGGGCAGCGGGCGGCAGCGGCAGAGGCGGCGAGAGGGCAGGCGGGCGGCAGCGGCAGAGGCGGCGAGAGGGCAGCGGGCGGCAGCGGCAGAGGCGGCGAGAGGGCAGGCGGGCGUCAGCGGCAGAGGCGGCGAGAGGGCAGGCGGGCGGCAGCGGCGGAGGCGGCGAGAGGGCAGGCGGGCGGCAGCGGCAGAGGCGGCGAGAGGGCAGGCGGGCGGCAGCGGCGGAGGCGGCGAGAGGGCAGGCGGGCGGCAGCGGCAGAGGCGGCGAGAGGGCAGGCAGGCGGGCGGCAGCGGCGGAGGCGGCGAGAGGGCAGGCGGGCGGCAGCGGCAGAGGCGGCGAGAGGGCAGGCGGGCGGCAGUGGCGGAGGCGGCGAGAGGGCAGCGGGCGGCAGCGGCAGAGGCGGCGAGAGGGCAGGCGGGCGUCAGCGGCAGAGGCGGCGAGAGGGCAGGCGGGCGGCAGCGGCAGAGGCGGCGAGAGGGCAGGCGGGCGGCAGCGGCAGAGGCGGCGAGAGGGCAGGCGGGCGGCAGCGGCAGAGGCGGCGAGAGGGCAGGCAGGCGGGCGGCAGCGGCGGAGGCGGCGAGAGGGCAGCGGGCGGCAGCGGCAGAGGCGGCGAGAGGGCAGGCGGGCGUCAGCGGCAGAGGCGGCGAGAGGGCAGGCGGGCGGCAGCGGCGGAGGCGGCGAGAGGGCAGGCGGGCGGCAGCGGCAGAGGCGGCGAGAGGGCAGGCGGGCGGCAGCGGCGGAGGCGGCGAGAGGGCAGGCGGGCGGCAGCGGCAGAGGCGGCGAGAGGGCAGGCAGGCGGGCGGCAGCGGCGGAGGCGGCGAGAGGGCAGGCGGGCGGCAGCGGCAGAGGCGGCGAGAGGGCAGGCGGGCGGCAGCGGCAGAGGCGGCGAGAGGGCAGGCGGGCGGCAGCGGCGGAGGCUGCGAGAGGGCAGGCGGGCGGCAGCGGCAGAGGCGGCGAGAGGGCAGCGGGCGGCAGCGGCAGAGGCGGCGAGAGGGCAGGCGGGCGGAGCGGCGGAGGCGGCGAGAGGGCAGGCGGGCGGCAGCGGCGGAGGCGGCGAGAGGGCAGGCGGGCGGCAGCGGCAGAGGCGGCGAGAGGGCAGGCGGGCGGCAGCGGCGGAGGCGGCGAGAGGGCAGGCGGGCGGCAGCGGCAGAGGCGGCGAGAGGGCAGGCGGGCGGCAGCGGCAGAGGCGGCGAGAGGGCAGGCGGGCGGCAGCGGCGGAGGCGGCGAGAGGGCAGGCGGGCGGCAGCGGCGGAGGCGGCGAGAGGGCAGGCGGGCGGCAGCGGCAGAGGCGGCGAGAGGGCAGCGGGCGGCAGCGGCAGAGGCGGCGAGAGGGCAGGCGGGCGGCAGCGGCAGAGGCGGCGAGAGGGCAGGCGGGCGGCAGCGGCGGAGGCGGCGAGAGGGCAGGCGGGCGGCAGCGGCAGAGGCGGCGAGAGGGCAGGCGGGCGGCAGCGGCAGAGGCGGCGAGAGGGCAGGCGGGCGGCAGCGGCGGAGGCGGCGAGAGGGCAGGCGGGCGGCAGCGGCAGAGGCGGCGAGAGGGCAGCGGGCGGCAGCGGCAGAGGCGGCGAGAGGGCAGGCGGGCGGCAGCGGCGGAGGCGGCGAGAGGGCAGGCGGGCGGCAGCGGCAGAGGCGGCGAGAGGGCAGGCGGGCGGCAGCGGCAGAGGCGGCGAGAGGGCAGGCAGGCGGGCGGCAGCGGCAGAGGCGGCGAGAGGGCAGGCGGGCGGCAGCGGCAGAGGCGGCGAGAGGGCAGGCGGGCGGCAGCGGCGGAGGCGGCGAGAGGGCAGGCGGGCGGCAGCGGCAGAGGCGGCGAGAGGGCAGGCGGGCGGCAGCGGCGGAGGCGGCGAGAGGGCAGGCGGGCGGCAGCGGCAGAGGCGGCGAGAGGGCAGCGGGCGGCAGCGGCAGAGGCGGCGAGAGGGCAGGCGGGCGGAGCGGCGGAGGCGGCGAGAGGGCAGGCGGGCGGCAGCGGCGGAGGCGGCGAGAGGGCAGGCGGGCGGCAGCGGCAGAGGCGGCGAGAGGGCAGCGGGCGACAGCGGCAGAGGCGGCGAGAGGGCAGGCGGGCGGAGCGGCGGAGGCGGCGAGAGGGCAGGCGGGCGGCAGCGGCGGAGGCGGCGAGAGGGCAGGCGGGCGGCAGCGGCGGAGGCGGCGAGAGGGCAGGCGGGCGGAGCGGCGGAGGCGGCGAGAGGGCAGGCGGGCGGCAGCGGCGGAGGCGGCGAGAGGGCAGGCGGGCGGAGCGGCGGAGGCGGCGAGAGGGCAGCGGGCGGCAGCGGCGGAGGCGGCGAGAGGGCAGCGGGCGGCAGCGGCGGAGGCGGCGAGAGGGCAGGCGGGCGGAGCGGCGGAGGCGGCGAGAGGGCAGGCGGGCGGCAGCGGCAGAGGCGGCGAGAGGGCAGGCAGGCGGGCGGCAGCGGCGGAGGCGGCGAGAGGGCAGGCGGGCGGCAGCGGCAGAGGCGGCGAGAGGGCAGCGGGCGGCAGCGGCAGAGGCGGCGAGAGGGCAGGCGGGCGGCAGCGGCAGAGGCGGCGAGAGGGCAGGCGGGCGGAGCGGCGGAGGCGGCGAGAGGGCAGGCGGGCGGCAGCGGCAGAGGCGGCGAGAGGGCAGGCGGGCGGAGCGGCGGAGGCGGCGAGAGGGCAGGCGGGCGGAGCGGCAGAGGCGGCGAGAGGGCAGGCGGGCGGCAGCGGCAGAGGCGGCGAGAGGGCAGCGGGCGGCAGCGGCAGAGGCGGCGAGAGGGCAGGCGGGCGGAGCGGCGGAGGCGGCGAGAGGGCAGGCGGGCGGCAGCGGCAGAGGCGGCGAGAGGGCAGGCGGGCAGAGCGGCGGAGGCGGCGAGAGGGCAGGCGGGUGGCAGUGGCGGAGGCGGCGAGAGGGCAGGCGGGCGGCAGCGGCGGAGGCGGCGAGAGGGCAGGCGGGCGGCAGCGGCGGAGGCGGCGAGAGGGCAGGCGGGCGGCAGUGGCAGAGGCGGCGAGAGGGCUGGCGGGCGGCAGCGGCGGAGGCGGUGAGAGGGCAGGCGGGCGGCAGCGGCGGAGGCGGCGAGAGGUCAGGCGGGCGGCGGCGGCAGAGGCGGCGAGAGGGCAGCGGGCGGCGGCGGCGGAGGCGGCGAGAGGGCAGGCGGGCGGAGCGGCGGAGGCGGCGAGAGGGCAGGUGGGCGGAGCGGCGGAGGCGGCGAGAGGGCAGGCGGGCGGCAGCGGCGGAGGCGGCGAGAGGGCAGGCGGGCGGAGCCGCGGAGGCGGCGAGAGGGCAGGUGGGCGGAGCGGCGGAGGCGGCGAGAGGGCAGGCGGGCGGCAGUGGCGGAGGCGGCGAGAGGGAGGGAGGGCGGAGCGGCGGAGGCGGCGAGAGGGCAGGCGGGCGGAGCGGCGGAGGCGGCGAGAGGGCAGGCGGGCGGCAGCGGCGGAGGCGGCGAGAGGGCAGGCGGGCGGAGCGGCGGAGGCGGCGAGAGGGCAGGCGGGCGGAGCGGCAGAGGCGGCGAGAGGGCAGGCGGGCGGCAGCGGCAGAGGCGGCGAGAGGGCAGCGGGCGGCAGCGGCAGAGGCGGCGAGAGGGCAGGCGGGCGGAGCGGCGGAGGCGGCGAGAGGGCAGGCGGGCGGCAGCGGCAGAGGCGGCGAGAGGGCAGGCGGGCGGCAGCGGCGGAGGCGGCGAGAGGGCAGGCGGGCGGCAGCGGCGGAGGCGCCGAGAGGGCAGGCGGGCGGCAGCGGCGGAGGCGGCGAGAGGGCAGGCGGGCGGCAGUGGCGGAGGCGGCGAGAGGGCAGGCGGGCGGAGCGGCGGAGCCGGCGAGAGGGCAGGUGGGCGGCAGUGGCGGAGGCGGCGAGAGGGCAGGCGGGCGGCAGUGGCGGAGGCGGCGAGAGGGCAGGCGGGCGGAGCGGCAGAGGCGGCGAGAGGGCAGGCGGGCGGCAGCGGCAGAGGCGGCGAGAGGGCAGCGGGCGGCAGCGGCAGAGGCGGCGAGAGGGCAGGCGGGCGGAGCGGCGGAGGCGGCGAGAGGGCAGGCGGGCGGCAGCGGCAGAGGCGGCGAGAGGGCAGGCGGGCAGAGCGGCGGAGGCGGCGAGAGGGCAGGCGGGUGGCAGUGGCGGAGGCGGCGAGAGGGCAGGCGGGCGGCAGCGGCGGAGGCGGCGAGAGGGCAGGCGGGCGGCAGCGGCGGAGGCGGCGAGAGGGCAGGCGGGCGGCAGCGGCAGAGGCGGCGAGAGGGCAGGCGGGCGGCAGCGGCGGAGGCGGCGAGAGGGCAGGCGGGCGGCAGCGGCGGAGGCGGCGAGAGGUCAGGCGGGCGGCAGCGGCGGAGGCGGCGAGAGGGCAGCGGGCGGCGGCGGCGGAGGCGGCGAGAGGGCAGGCGGGCGGAGCGGCGGAGGCGGCGAGAGGGCAGGUGGGCGGAGCGGCGGAGGCGGCGAGAGGGCAGGCGGGCGGCAGCGGCGGAGGCGGCGAGAGGGCAGGCGGGCGGAGCGGCGGAGGCGGCGAGAGGGCAGGUGGGCGGAGCGGCGGAGGCGGCGAGAGGGCAGGCGGGCGGCAGUGGCGGAGGCGGCGAGAGGGCAGGAGGGCGGAGCGGCGGAGGCGGCGAGAGGGCAGGCGGGCGGCAGCGGCAGAGGCGGCGAGAGGGCAGGCGGGCGGAGCGGCGGAGGCGGCGAGAGGGCAGGCGGGCGGAGCGGCAGAGGCGGCGAGAGGGCAGGCGGGCGGCAGCGGCAGAGGCGGCGAGAGGGCAGCGGGCGGCAGCGGCAGAGGCGGCGAGAGGGCAGGCGGGCGGAGCGGCGGAGGCGGCGAGAGGGCAGGCGGGCGGCAGCGGCAGAGGCGGCGAGAGGGCAGGCGGGCGGCAGCGGCGGAGGCGGCGAGAGGGCAGGCGGGCGGCAGCGGCGGAGGCGCCGAGAGGGCAGGCGGGCGGCAGCGGCGGAGGCGGCGAGAGGGCAGGCGGGCGGCAGUGGCGGAGGCGGCGAGAGGGCAGGCAGGCGGAGCGGCGGAGGCGGCGAGAGGGCAGGUGGGCGGCAGUGGCGGAGGCGGCGAGAGGGCAGGCGGGCGGAGCGGCGGAGGUGGCGAGAGGGCAGGCGGGCGGCAGCGGCGGAGGCGGCGAGAGGGCAGGCGGGCGGCAGUGGCGGAGGCGGCGAGAGGGCAGGCGGGCAGAGCGGCGGAGGCGGCGAGAGGGCAGGCGGGUGGCAGUGGCGGAGGCGGCGAGAGGGCAGGCGGGCGGCAGCGGCGGAGGCGGCGAGAGGGCAGGCGGGCGGCAGCGGCGGAGGCGGCGAGAGGGCAGGCGGGCGGCAGCGGCAGAGGCGGCGAGAGGGCAGGCGGGCGGCAGCGGCGGAGGCGGUGAGAGGGCAGGCGGGCGGCAGCGGCGGAGGCGGCGAGAGGUCAGGCGGGCGGCAGCGGCAGAGGCGGCGAGAGGGCAGCGGGCGGCGGCGGCGGAGGCGGCGAGAGGGCAGGCGGGCGGAGCGGCGGAGGCGGCGAGAGGGCAGGUGGGCGGAGCGGCGGAGGCGGCGAGAGGGCAGGCGGACGGCAGCGGCGGAGGCGGCGAGAGGGCAGGCGGGCGGAGCGGCGGAGGCGGCGAGAGGGCAGGUGGGCGGAGCGGCGGAGGCGGCGAGAGGGCAGGUGGGCGGAGCGGCGGAGGCGGCGAGAGGGCAGGCGGGCGGCAGUGGCGGAGGCGGCGAGAGGGCAGGAGGGCGGAGCGGCGGAGGCGGCGAGAGGGCAGGCGGGCGGAGCGGCGGAGGCGGCGAGAGGGCAGGCGGGCGGCAGUGGCAGAGGCGGCGAGAGGGCAGGCGGGCGGAGCGGCGGAGGCGGCGAGAGGGCAGGCGGGCGGAGCGGCAGAGGCGGCGAGAGGGCAGGCGGGCGGCAGCGGCAGAGGCGGCGAGAGGGCAGCGGGCGGCAGCGGCAGAGGCGGCGAGAGGGCAGGCGGGCGGAGCGGCGGAGGCGGCGAGAGGGCAGGCGGGCGGCAGCGGCAGAGGCGGCGAGAGGGCAGGCGGGCGGCAGUGGCGGAGGCGGCGAGAGGGCAGGCGGGCGGCAGCGGCGGAGGCGCCGAGAGGGCAGGCGGGCGGCAGCGGCGGAGGCGGCGAGAGGGCAGGCGGGCGGCAGUGGCGGAGGCGGCGAGAGGGCAGGCAGGCGGAGCGGCGGAGGCGGCGAGAGGGCAGGUGGGCGGCAGUGGCGGAGGCGGCGAGAGGGCAGGCGGGCGGCAGUGGCGGAGGCGGCGAGAGGGCAGGCGGGCGGCAGUGGCGGAGGCGGCGAGAGGGCAGGCGGGCGGAGCGGCGGAGGCGGCGAGAGGGCAGGCGGGCGGCAGCGGCGGAGGCGGCGAGAGGGCAGGCGGGCGGCAGUGGCGGAGGCGGCGAGAGGGCAGGCGGGCAGAGCGGCGGAGGCGGCGAGAGGGCAGGCGGGUGGCAGUGGCGGAGGCGGCGAGAGGGCAGGCGGGCGGCAGCGGCGGAGGCGGCGAGAGGGCAGGCGGGCGGCAGCGGCGGAGGCGGCGAGAGGGCAGGCGGGCGGCAGCGUCAGAGGCGGCGAGAGGGCAGGCGGGCGGCAGCGGCGGAGGCGGUGAGAGGGCAGGCGGGCGGCAGCGGCGGAGGCGGCGAGAGGUCAGGCGGGCGGCAGCGGCAGAGGCGGCGAGAGGGCAGCGGGCGGCAGCGGCAGAGGCGGUGAGAGGGCAGGCGGGCGGAGCGGCGGAGGCGGCGAGAGGGCAGGUGGGCGGAGCGGCGGAGGCGGCGAGAGGGCAGGCGGGCGGCAGCGGCGGAGGCGGCGAGAGGGCAGGCGGGCGGAGCGGCGGAGGCGGCGAGAGGGCAGGCGGGCGGAGCGGCGGAGGCGGCGAGAGGGCAGGCGGGCGGCAGUGGCGGAGGCGGCGAGAGGGCAGGAGGGCGGAGCGGCGGAGGCGGCGAGAGGGCAGGCGGGCGGCAGCGGCGGAGGCGGCGAGAGGGCAGGCGGGCGGCAGUGGCGGAGGCGGCGAGAGGGCAGGUGGGCGGAGCGGCGGAGGCGGCGAGAGGGCAGGUGGGCGGAGCGGCGGAGGUGGCGAGAGGGCAGGCGGGCGGCAGCGGUUGAGGCGGCGAGAGGGCAGGCGGGCGGCAGUGGCGGAGGCGGCGAGAGGGCAGGAGGGCGGAGCGGCGGAGGCGGCGAGAGGGCAGGCGGGCGGAGCGGCGGAGGCGGCGAGAGGGCAGGUGGGCGGAGCGGCGGAGGCGGCGAGAGGGCAGGCGGGCGGAGCGGCAGAGGCGGCGAGAGGGCAGGCGGGCGGCAGCGGCGGAGGCGGCGAGAGGGCAGGCGGGCGGCAGCGGCGGAGGCGGCGAGAGGGCAGGCGGGCGGAGCGGCGGAGGCGGCGAGAGGGCAGGUGGGCGGAGCGGCGGAGGCGGCGAGAGGGCAGGCGGGCGGCAGUGGCGGAGGCGGCGAGAGGGCAGGAGGGCGGAGCGGCGGAGGCGGCGAGAGGGCAGGCGGGCGGCAGUGACGGAGGCGGCGAUUGGGCAGGCGGGCGGCAGCGGCGGAGGCGGCGAGAGGGCAGGCGGGCGGCAGUGGCCGAGGCGGCGAGAGGGCAGGCGGGUGGCAGCGGCGGAGGCGGCGAGAGGGCAGGCGGACGGCAGCGGCGGAGGCGGCGAGAGGGCAGGCGGGCGGCAGCGGCAGAGGCGGCGAGAGGGCAGCGGGCGGCAGCGGCAGAGGCGGCGAGAGGGCAGGCGGGCAGAGCGGCGGAGGCGGCGAGAGUGCAGGCGGGCGGCAGCGGCGGAGGCGGCGAGAGGGCAGGCGGGCGGCAGCGGCGGAGGCGGCGAGAGGGCAGGCGGGCGGCAGCGGCGGAGGCGGCGAGAGGGCAGGCGGGCUGCAGUGGCGGAUGCGGUGAGAGGGCAGGCGGGCGGCAGCGGCGGAGGCGGCGAGAGGGCAGGCGGGCGGAGCGGCGGAGGCGGCGAGAGGUCAGGUGGGUGGAGCGGCGGAGGCGGCGAGAGGGCAGGCGGGCGGCAGUGGCGGAGGCGGCGAGAGGGCAGGAGGGCGGAGCGGUGGAGGCGGCGAGAGGGCAGGCGGGCGGCAGUGGCGGAGGCGGCGAUUGGGCAGGCGGGCGGAGCGGCGGAGGCGGCGAGAGGGCAGGUGGGCGGAGCGGCGGAGGCGGCGAGAGGGCAGGCGGGCGGAGCGGCGGAGGCGGCGAGAGGGCAGGUGGGCGGAGCGGCGGAGGCGGCGAGAGGGUAGGCGGGCGGCAGUGGCGGAGGCGGCGAGAGGGCAGGCGUGUGGCAGCGGCGGAGGCGGCGAGAGGGCAGGCGGGCGGCAGCGGCAGAGGCGGCGAGAGGGCAGCGGGCGGCAGCGGCGGAGGCGGCGAGAGGGCAGGCGGGCGGAGCGGCGGAGGCGGCGAGAGGGCAGGCGGGCGGCAGCGGCAGAGGCGGCGAGAGGGCAGGCGGGCGGCAGCGGCGGAGGCGGCGAGAGGGCAGGCGGGCGGCAGCGGCGGAGGCGGCGAGAGGGCAGGCGUGUGGCAGCGGCGGAGGCGGCGAGAGGACAGGCGGGCGGCAGCGUCAGAGGCGGCGAGAGGGCAGGCGGGCGGAGCGGCGGAGGCGGCGAGAGGGCAGGCGGGCGGCAGCGGCGGAGGCGGCCAGAGGGCAGGCGGGCGGCAGCGGCAGAGGCGGCGAGAGGGCAGCGGGCGGCAGUGGCAGAGGCGGCGAGAGGGCAGGCGGGCGGAGCGGCGGAGGCGGCGAGAGGGCAGGCGGGCGGAAGCGGCAGAGGCGGCGAGAGGGCAGGCAGGCGGGCGGCAGCGGCGGAGGCGGCGAGAGGGCAGGCGGGCGGCAGCGGCAGAGGCGGCGAGAGGGCAGCGGGCGGCAGCGGCAGAGGCGGCGAGAGGGCAGGCGGGCGGAGCGGCGGAGGCGGCGAGAGGGCAGGCGGGCGGCAGCGGCGGAGGCGGCGAUAGGGCAGGCGGGCGGAGCGGCGGAGGCGGCGAGAGGGCAGGCAGGCGGGCGGCAGCGGCGGAGGCGGCGCGAGACCCUCCUCUGAGAGACUGCGAGCGGGGGUGCGUGGCGGCCAGGCUGACUACUCGACAGCCGGUCAGUCGAAUCCUCGACUAA